Pimephales promelas (fathead minnow) is the source of this 1299-nucleotide messenger RNA. The record is from RefSeq and is a predicted model, not a curated record. Lineage: Eukaryota; Metazoa; Chordata; Actinopteri; Cypriniformes; Leuciscidae.
AUGGAGAAACCAGUAUCCAACAACUCAUGGAGUGGGUGGGACAUCAAAAGGUCAUGGGAUGAGUCACACAUGAAGGCAAUGCAUAGAAGCAACACGGAAGACCUUUACAGCUUCUGCAGUCUGCUUCAGACCACAGAGCGCCAUCAGAAACAGCAGGGUUCAACUGUUACAGAUGCUAAUGUGCUGGAACUUGCGCUGUUUAUCUUCAAUAGUGAUGGUUCAGCACAUAAUCAACUAACUUCUGACAAACAGAACGUGACGAACCAAAAGAACUCUGGUCCUGGUGAACUCCAGCACUCCCCUGACAGUUCAUACAACCUCCCCGCUUCAUGCUUGUCUCAAAGUUCAAUCAGCAGGCAGUGGGGCCAGAUUCGGGUUAACCCACUUUUCCAGACGCCCUGUGGCUGUCCUCCCCCACGCUGCCAUCAGUCACAGCUCGAUGGCCAGUCCCGUCCUCUGUCUUUUAUUAUUACACAUGAACACACUUGCUCUCAGGUGCAAGACCCUGUGAGAGGUGCAGGGGCAGGGGUGGGAAAGCCUCCACUCUUUAGGGAUGACAAACAUCUGUGUAAGCCAUCAAAACAGCUGCUGAGCUUUUCACUCUCUCUUUCCAAGCUCACCCCCACCGCUCGAACCGCUGUUUGUCUAACGCCCCCAAAGACUUGCAUUCAGCCCUCAAUGCGGGACAAGAGCAAACGAGAGAUUCAUCAUUGCAGGAAGUCGGAACUGAUCAAAGCACUACACGCUUCUUCCAAGUACAAUCAUUGCCUGGGUCGCAGGGUCUCCUCCUCACCGCCACUCUUCACAUGAGCCGAGAAAGUCGAGAUUGCGGUUCGCCGAAAGGAUAAUUACUUCGCCGGUCAUUAAUGCCGCUUCUCGGAGAGGGAGAUUGUUUUAAUAUUAAUGUCCAUGGGGAUAUGGAAUCAGAAACAUAGCUGGGCUUUGGCGCUCCAAACUGAGGGAGUGAGAAGAAUCUCUUUGAUUCUCCCCUGACUUUUACAGUCCAGCGACCACAUUGUUAUUCCUGAGUUGUUUGCUAAUGAGAUUUCCAGUCAAGUUGAAGCCAUGCCCCAUCUUAUGAAACUUAAGAUCGCCACUUCUUCCUUUUUCCCAAAAAAGGCAGCAGGACGCCAGAAGUCUAUCUCCUUGUCCCAUCAUUACACCAGAGAGGAGGGAUUCUACCAAGCGGGACACUUCUGCUAUUAGGGCAGGGGAGCAAUACAGUUUUCAAAAUUUCACAAUGUCUCAAAACUAUUUUUAUUCCAAUUGGUUUUGAUUUGAUUCUGAUUGAUGCUUGUU